Molecule: messenger RNA, 2154 nt
Organism: Trichoderma reesei QM6a
Lineage: Eukaryota; Fungi; Ascomycota; Sordariomycetes; Hypocreales; Hypocreaceae
Product: N-terminal binuclear Zn cluster-containing/DNA binding domain-containing protein
Exons: 3
Coding region: 1-2154 (717 amino acids)
Biological process (GO): DNA-templated transcription; positive regulation of transcription by RNA polymerase II
Cellular component (GO): nucleus
Molecular function (GO): sequence-specific DNA binding; zinc ion binding; DNA-binding transcription factor activity, RNA polymerase II-specific
Source: RefSeq, a predicted model, not a curated record
AUGGCACCUGAGCUGUCAAACCAGAAGCGAAGCGCUGAGAGUGUUGUCGACGCUUCACAGGAUCAUCCUGAAGCUGCUGCCUCUCGGAAGACGCGCAAGGUUAGCCGCGCUUGUGACUAUUGCAAGUUUCGCAAGGCCAAGUGCACCGGUGACCAGCCAUGCGCGAAAUGCAUAUCAAGGGGUCGAAUAUGUCUGUAUGAGGCAAGAUACACUCGCGGCAUGCCGCCCACGCCUCCUCCGUCCUCGGAUACUAGCCACCGGCAGGCUGUCGGUGGCGGCAGAGCUUCCCUGAGUGAAUCCUUUACCACCUCUGAAGCCACGACUGUGAUUUCAAGUUCAGACACAACUCCAAGCGAUCUCGGGAUGGCGGAGAUCCAGGGCCAAGUAUUUGAUCCAACAUCAAGUCUUGCUUUCCUCCAUCGGGCAUCACGACGCCUCUCAGCUCAGGGCGAUAGUCAAGGCAUUGAUGAUUCACGGUCGGUGGCGGAGAACCAGCUGAUGUUUAUGGCUGGAGACAAGCCUCUGGCAAGUGAAGGCGACAACAUUCGCCAGCAGCCUACAUUGCCUGAUCCAGAAGAUGCCAGAACUCUGCUGACACUGUACUUUGAUGUGUGUAUCGCAACAUACCGCAUCUUACACCGUCCAUCUACGGAGUCAUGGUUAGGCAUUAUGGAAAGCAACUUGGCAGAUGGUGUAGCCGUAUGGCAGACAGUCGGCCGUGCCAAAGCAGCCAUCAUAUACGCAAUACUUGCGAUAGCCAAGUUUCACCAGGAGAAGUCCAAGGGCUGUCCUACUAAAGAGUGUCAGGCUCUUCGUCUAGGUGACCAAUUCUUCCGCUUCUCAAUGCGACUCGCAGACCAAGAGACGGGAUACCCCCGACUGGAAUCAGCUCAGGUCCGCAUCGUCCAAGUGUUAUACCUGUUGACAACCUCACGUUUCAACCAGAGCUGGUACGUUUUUGGAAAUGCGUUGCAGCUUAUCUCGGCCCUCGGCUUGCAGCGUCGCGCGGACUGGAGGAGAAGACACAAGUCGGCGGCCGAUUACAUCGAGAAGCAGUGUUCUCUCAGAACCUUUUGGACUGCCUAUGUUCUGGACAACUACCUGGGGGUAGUAUUCGGACGGCCACGCCACUUUCACGACGAUAACAUUGAUCAAGACCUGCCUGAUCGGAUCAACGACGAAGACAUGUCAGCGGAUGGCCCUGUUGGUGACUUUGAUGAUCGCCGCGGAUGCCAUACUGACGCCUUGGUCUUUCACGCACGGAUCGCCAAGAUUAUCGGCGCCAUCUCGCAGGAAAUGUAUACAGAAAACCACUCGUCUGAAGUCGAGAGAAUAGCCGCCGCCAAAGACUUAACACAACUGAUUCGCGACUGGCACCAAAGCCUCCCGGCUCAUCUAGGCGCAGUUCAUCCAUCGAUAUUGAUCCCUAGCUAUCGAAGGCCAGCAUUAGCCCUUGGUCUCGCUCACUCGCACGCCAUCAUGCACGCCAACCGCCUGUUUCUCAUGCGCACCCCUGCAUCAGCCUACGUAACGCAAGUCGGCGACUGCAUUAGGGCUGCCAAAGAUGUGCUCGAGUCGGUGGACACUAUGGCCCGCGGAAGUCCAAUAUUUCACGCCUUUUGGUGGACUCAUUAUGUGACAUUUUGUGCACUUGUGGUCACUUACGUAUGGGUAAUGCAACAAUAUCGCAUGGGCACGACGGAUGAUUCAGGCUACAGAACAAAGUUGAUGCAGCUGGCAGAGAGUUGCCAUGGCCAUCUUGCUCGAGCAACUGCUUCCAACUCUCCCAGUCGACGAUACGCAGUUAUACUCGAAGGAUUCAAGGCUGCUGCUAUGGCGGAGUCAACUUCGCAGCGUUCAAGAAUGCAUUCCACGGCACCGAACGAACACCAGGAGGCUCAUAGUACAGGCACUCCAGUAAUGGAUACGGACAAUGGAGCCGGCUUCACAUUCAUGUUUCAAAGCAGCUUGCCUACAGAAAUGCCUACAUUCCUCGACUGGCAACUAACAGACUGGCUAGAUCUAGACUCAUCCGUAAGUAUACCCAUUAUAUGUAUGACCAUCUCCGUUGUUGACUUCUUGCAGGCUUUCUGGCCAAGCUUCAACCUGGAUGAGGCAGUAAGAUCACCGGAUGGAUUCGAAAUCGGAGCUUAG